This is a messenger RNA of Styela clava, 3420 nucleotides long. RefSeq names its product zinc finger protein ubi-d4-like. NCBI's taxonomy places the organism in Eukaryota, Metazoa, Chordata, Ascidiacea, Stolidobranchia, Styelidae. Gene Ontology annotation, cellular component: nBAF complex. The record is from RefSeq and is a predicted model, not a curated record. Gene Ontology annotation, biological process: nervous system development.
UACAGCUUGAAAUAAUCAAACUUUAAGCAAUUUUAUAUUUAUUAAUGAAAGAGAUGUCGAAUCCUCCUGGCAUAUCAAUUUUGUUUUACAAGGAAGCAAUGGAACAAUGCCAUUCAUUUAAUUCAAGAUUAAUGACUGAAAGAAGAGUCCGAUUGCCUUACUUGGACUCGCAAACUGGAGUAGCCCAAAACAGCUGCAAUUUACUUUUUGAACGAUGGCAAAGAGGGCCUGGUCUUGGACCCAAUCAAGUUUAUACAUAUCCUAGUAAAAGAUGGAAAAAGAAACCUAGGACUAUGCCUAUCCUUGAUCCUUACUCAAUGGCUACUAACAGUAAAUCAUUGACAGGACAGUUAAUCCAAGGUUUAGAGGGGCAUAUUAAUGAGAAUUCGAAUAGUUCUUCUGGCCCAGCACUGGAUUUUGAUGCGAUGAGCGACAUACAAGAUGCAGGAGCCGAUGAAUAUGGAGACGAUGAUGAUGAAGAUUAUGAUGACGAUCCACGACAUAGGAAAAGAGGAAGAAGACCGAGAGGUGGCGGAAGAGGAGGUGGCAGGACUACUAGAAGGACCGCUAUGGAAAGAGAUGAGGAGAGAGAAAAACCACAUCCAUGUGCUUAUUGUGGAAAACGAUACAAAAAUAAAACUGGCCUUAAUUAUCACAUUCAAAGAUACCACCAAGAUGAAGUAGAUGCAGAUGAAGAUUACAACCCCGGAAAUGAUAAUGAUAUUCCUAGUGUAGUUGAUCAAGAUUCAAAUCCUGGAGUCCUAUCAAAAUCUGCUCUUCCAUCGUCCAGGUCUGAGAGUAUGACUGGAUCAAAUGUUGGGGAUGAUUUUGAAGAUGAGGAAAGAUUGACCAGAAGCAAAAAGAAAAAACAGACGGUCAAUAGUGCUUAUUGUGAUUUUUGUCUUGGAGAUGCUGAUGAAAACAAGAAAACAGGUGAAUCCGAGGAGCUUGUAUCAUGCUCUGAUUGUGGACGUUCUGGACAUCCCACCUGUUUGCAAUUCACUGACAUUAUGACAAUGAAUGUCAAAAAAUACAAAUGGCAAUGCAUUGAAUGCAAAUCUUGUCAUCUAUGUGGCACUUCUGACAAUGAUGAUCAACUUCUCUUUUGUGACGAUUGUGAUCGUGGAUACCAUAUGUACUGCCUUUCACCACCGAUGGAUGAACCACCAGAAGGUAGUUGGAUUUGUGAUCUUUGUGAAGCUGAUAGAAAGGUUCGUGAAGGGUGUAAUACCAAAAAGUCUUGAAACAACCUUAUGUUGUAGACCAGGGGUGUGUAACAGGUGGCCCCUGGGGCACAACACGACUCGCCAAGCCAUUUAGUGUGGCCCUUGUCAAAACUCAUAUUUUUCCCUUUUAGGCACAAAAUCCUAAUCCGGCAGUUUAUGUUUGAAAAGGUGCUCACUUAAAUGAACUGCUUAUGUCGCUGCGGUAAAUCUUUCGCCGCUUUGUCAGAUUCAUUUAUAACUGUUAGGCUAAGCGAUAGCCACAUUCUCUUGCCUUCCCAGCUCAAUUUUUUGUGUGACCCAGCUGGAUGUUUGAAGUUGGUUAUAUGGCCCACUGACAAAAAAUGUUGCACACCUCUGCUGUAUUCAGAUAGUGAUGGGCAAGACAAUGGCAUAUUUUCCAAUUUCGUCAUUGACUAAGAUUGGGGCUGUAUAAUCAGCAUUUUUAUAAUUUCUCUCUGAUUUACCUAUGGUCCAUUAGUAAAAAGCUUUUUUUAAUGAACUGGAAAAUCAAUACCACAAUUGCCGCAAUAUUGUGAAUUUACUCAAGACAAUGGUACAUUUUUCAUUUUGUCUUAUUCAGUUUGACAGUGCCCCCCCCCCCCCCAAUUCUUAGGCGUAGUAAUUUUUUGUUGAAAGCCUUGUAUGAUUAAAGUUAUGCUUAUAACAAGUUCUCCAACCAAUAUUCAGCAUGUUGCAUGUAGGGAUAUGAGAUUCAAAAUAUCACAGGGUUUGAAUUGAAGUCAAUUCAAUAACAGGCAAAUCUAGAAAACACUGUCUGUUUUGACUAAAUUAGGAGAGCUAACAGGACAUGAAUGUACAACAUGAUGGGCUUAGUCCAGGCAUCAACUCUUCUUUUUGUUUAUUACCUUAUGUUUGCAGCAAUUGCAAGUAUUGAAUGUUUUUUUAAUGUUUUAGUAACUAAUUUGCUGAUCAGUUGAUUAAAAUAGCUAUUCUGCCAUUUUGCCUACUUUGUAACUUAACAUGAGCAGAAUUAUCUUUCCAAAUUAACGUAUAUGACGUACAAAUGUCAACUGACAUUUUAUUGAAACAUCCUUUAAAAGACUGCUUAACCAUGAGGCGAACCAUGGCCUCUCGUCCGGUUACAUGUCUGGUAUGGGAUUAGUUAGAUAUUCGUUUUAGUAAGCAUGGACUUGAUGGUGGAGGAAGCCGUAACCGACCAGCGGUUAUGUGAACCACCCUACGAAAUGUAUAGAAAAAUAUUCGAUAAAAGAUAUCACCAAGACAAAUUGCCCAAUCAUGGCAGUCGGUAUUGCCAGGUUAUCAAAGAUUCAAGUUAGGGUUUCCUAUUUAUAGUCAUGGAUUUUUUACGAGGAAAUAUAAUCGAGGUUGUCUAUUACUAGGGUCAGCUCGUCGUUUCUCAUCCUGAGGCCUCAUAGCUUUUUGAACGAUGGCAAUGUCUCACCUCAUUGCUUUCCAUUCUUUUUGUGACUAUUCUUCAAAUUCUUAGACAAAAGCGACCUAUUCAAACAUAUAUUAACUUAAUCCACUUUGAUUUUUAGCUGUCAGUAAUAUAUCUUAAUUUAUUUGUUCAUGCCAAUCUAUCAUAUCUUAAUCAAGCAUAAAAUGAAUCCAUUUCUUUCGGCAAACCUUGUGUACUACUGGGCUAUAUACAUAUUACGGUGGUGUUAGAGCCGCAUUAAUUCCCGCCUAUAAACAAUCGCCACAUUAAACUUGAUGGCGCACCCACGUCUGUCUCGAUGUGAAGUGCAAGUGGCCUUUUCUCAUUUCUUAUCAAAAAUUUACAUUGUUUGGUUUUUACUUAUCACCAGUGUGAACGUUGAUCUUGAUCUGUGUCAUGGCCAAAGCGUUUGAAUGGACUAGCAACUUUGUUAAUGGUGUUGCAGUACACAAUCGCUCUUUUGCUUUAUGAAGCAAAUAGGUUUUGAAUAAUUCUCAACAAUGAAAUAUUUUUCCGUCCAAGAACGUGAAACUCUCGAGCCUCGUCGCUAACUUUUCUACGUUUUCCAGCCAUUUUACCGCCAAAAUUUAAAUAUCAAACUGAACUAAAUGAUGACUUUGAUAGCCAUUUCGUGGCGAUGACUUUAAUAGUUUUUUCGCGACCCCUCGUCUAUUGCAGUUGAAACGUUUUUUCGAUGAAUUUAUUUCAUUUUUUUUUUUUUGGUUAUAUGUACAAUGUUUGUUGCACGACGAAAAUAAAUGUCCGAAUCUGAAA